AUGGGAGCAACUCUACAGACACAGCCGAAUAGUGACAUCGAAUCAUUUACGACCAGGAUAUCAGCGAACUCGGGCCAAUCCCAGGAUUGGCAGCUACCACUAUCACCUAGCGUUGAGAUGGAUAGCUUCACAACGACCAGAAACGGUACAUUACCGCCGAGAGAUGUUCUGGAAGAUGUCAUUGAUGCCUAUUUCCAAUACUGUCACAAGCAGCCUUUGUGGCUAUUCGCCCGGGAAGACUUUUCUUCAAUACAGGAAUGUAGUGAGGAGACACUAUUAACCUUGCUCGCCCUUGCUUCAUGCCAUUCCAAGCAUCCUUUCUACCAAGAUCGUCAGCACGAAUUGAGUCAAAGUUAUGCACAGGCUGCAAGAGAGGGGAUCAUGCAGCAGGUGGGUGAGGGCAAGGUCUCAAUAACGUCAAUUCAGAACCUCUGCAUGCUGACGCUGGCCAAUAUACAAGCCAACAAAACAACCCUGGCAUACCUUCACGUAGGCAUGGCAGUUACACUUGCUAAGUGUGCGAAUCUCGAUGUUGAGACCUGCGCCUUUGAGGACUUUGGCUCGCGCGCAGAAACACGGAGACGAGUGUUCUGGAGCCUGCACUUGCUACAGCAGAUGUAUGGACAUCAGUCCUUCACCACGGACAUCUUGCAAGAUAUUAAUAGACCGCAAUACGUUGCAACUUAUACAGGCCCGCGAAAGAGCGUCAAUGAAAUGCCCCCUGCUAUUCCACACGAGGACAUUUCAGGUCAAGACGAAACAACGAGUGCUGAUAAGAAGAGCGGGACAUGGGCCUAUAUGAUCCAGACUUCUACGCUGUGGGGAGAGGUCCGCACAUACGUUAAGCAAUGGGCUCAGCAGACCAACAACGCACCACCUCCUUGGUCCAUCGAGUCGGGAUACGCAGUCAUCAACGCCUAUCUCAUGGACUCGGAGACAAAAUUCCCCGACCGCCACAGAUUCGAUAGCGCGCGAUUCACUGACCAGGAAAGCCGACACCUCCAGAGCAAUCGAGGGUAUUGGAGUCCGUGGGUAUAUCAGCAGUUUGCUUAUCACACAAUACAUAACAUGCUCAACCAUCCGUUUCUGUAUUCAUCGCGGCCGCAACAAUCAGCUCAACUGGGAGUUCCCAACACAUUCUGGAAAACCUCCUCUGAACUAGCUUUUAUUCACAGCACAUGGGUUACGCGCCUCAUUGAGAUGGUUGUGCAUAAAGAGUAUCGCGUCUCGGAUCCAUUCAUUGGUCAUUGCGCGGCGAUUGCGGCGACCAUUCAUAUCUACUUUUGCCGGGCGGCUGACAAGACUACUAGAGAUGCAGCUCUUGAUAGACUGGCGAAAUGCGUUGCAUUUUUGGCCGAAUUGGCCUUGCUUUGGCCUUCAUGCAGGUGGUUGCACGACAGGCUCCAGUCUUUGAUCCGGGCAGCUUUCGAGAUAGACCAUGAGCAAGAGAAGGACCAAGAUGUCCCAUCACCGAGGACCAUUUCGAUCAACACGCGUUUAAUGUGGGAUAUACUCCUUUACAACUCUGGCGCUUACAGGGGCAUGGCGAGUUCUCCUCAGACAAGAAGUCUUUUCGAUGGCAGCUCUCUGUUCCCAGAGGACAACACGGACGACGGGGAAGACAUCGUUGAGAUAGAUAAUUUUCAUAGCCCAACUGUUGAAGUUACUUUAGGCAAUGGCCAGGCAUUGCCACCACAGUCCGGGCGGCGAAGAGCGAGAUCUGAUCGGGGAACCCAGGAGGCCCGAAGCACCCAACCAGAUCCUCCAGCUCAAUCGUCUUCUGUUCCAGAAGCUUUUGGGGGCUCUACGGAACAUACGCCCCUUGCUUCUUGGCCUAUGUCUUUGGAUAUGGCGUAUGAUCCGUUCUUUCAAUUCCAAGAUUCAGGCGGUCCCUUUUUUGGGACCUGGGAAGUGGGAAAUCUCUAG
Molecule: messenger RNA, 1926 nt
Organism: Fusarium subglutinans
Lineage: Eukaryota; Fungi; Ascomycota; Sordariomycetes; Hypocreales; Nectriaceae
Exons: 5
Coding region: 1-1926 (641 amino acids)
Biological process (GO): DNA-templated transcription
Cellular component (GO): nucleus
Molecular function (GO): zinc ion binding; DNA binding
Source: RefSeq, a predicted model, not a curated record